This is a messenger RNA of Anopheles marshallii, 1143 nucleotides long. Its product is annotated as major royal jelly protein 4-like. NCBI's taxonomy places the organism in Eukaryota, Metazoa, Arthropoda, Insecta, Diptera, Culicidae. Gene Ontology annotation, cellular component: extracellular region. The transcript is spliced from 3 exons. The coding region runs from base 1 to 1143 and encodes 380 amino acids. The record is from RefSeq and is a predicted model, not a curated record.
AUGGGUUCCCGUACGUCAGGGCAAGUGUUGGCCCUGCUCUUUGUUCUGGUUUCGGUUUUGGGAAGCCACGAAGAGCACGAAUACUGCGACAAAGUCUAUCGAAUCAAUGGCAAUUCCAUUGAUUUUCCCUGCGAUUCUACGAAGAACAUUUACAUCUCGACCCAGCGGUACAUGGCUCGGAACGUGAUGCCGGUACGGUUUCAGUACGACAACAAUCGUGCCCUGAUAUGCUUGCCAAGAUUACGGCCCGGUGUGCCUACCACGCUCGGACAGAUCGAUCUGAACAAACCGAACUGCUAUGCGCACAUUAAGCCGUUCCCGUGCUGGGCCUACCAGGAAGAGGGUAACUGCAACUCAUUCCAAUCAGUGAUUGAUGUGUACACCGAUGUGAAGCGUAUUAUGUGGUGUCUUGAUUCUGGAAUUACAAACUUCCUGGAACAACCGAUCAAACGGUGUCCGCCGAAGGUGUUUGCCUUCACGCUCAGCAACGAUAAGACGGUCAAAACGAUCGAACUGUCGGAAAUUGUGAAAUCUAGCUCCCGCUUGCAGUAUCUUGUAACGGAUUACAACGAAUCGGGACAUCCAUUUGUUUACAUUUCCGACGGUGAUGGUGCAAUCAUGGUGCUCGACGUUAACAACAACAAAAAUUUCCGCGUCGUGCUUCCGCGAGCCAUCUCGGCCGGUUGCGGUGACUCUGAUGUACUCUAUCUGCUACUCAUCCCGAAGCCCAAGGGCCAGAGCAUUGUUAUCUUUAGCUACCUUUGCGGUCAAAAGGUUUACUCGAUAAAGUCUGAACAUCUGCGCAGCGGCAAGGGUUCGAGCGCCAUUGUUGAGAUGGGAUCGAAGAGGAAACACUCCGUCCUGCUGGGUACGGAUGGUGGUAACGGUGUUAUUCUCCGGUACCGCAGCGAGGCGGAGCUGUACCUUUGGAACACCGAUCAACCCUACAGGGAGUGUAAUUUCGAGCUGGUACAGAACGCGGACGAAUGCCGACUUUCGACGCACGUUAGCGUAGGCAAGAACGAACAUUUGUUGUCUCUUUCGUCGAACUUGAGCGAUUUCCUGAACAACACGUGUGGCGUUGGAGGAGCCUCGAGUCGGUUGAAGUACGUUUGUAAGGAGUGUGACGACGAUUGUUUCUAG